CGUAGGGUUUUAUAAAUUUCACCCUCCCACACACACACACACACACACACACACUUGAACCUAUAAUAUCUAAUUGUUACAAAUCAAUCAUACCUUAGAAAUGGACACAUACGCCUUGCAUUUAGCUAUGGCGGCACUAGUGGGAGCUUCAUUUGUAGCUGUGUCGGCAUACUAUAUGCACCGUAAAACCCUAGACCAACUUCUUGAAUUUGCCAAAACCAUUGAGAAAGAAAGAGAGGAUGGGGAUGAUCAUUACAAGAACUUGAAUGGUAUCAAUCGGAGAAAUGGGGUUUAUCGAAAUAAGGGUUCGACUUCGUUGCCAGACGUCACGUCGAUUUCGGGUGGUGGGCAUGAUGAUGAUGGUAUCCCUGUUGGCUUGCCUAAGCUUCAAACUGUUCAGGAAGGGAAAUCUACUGGCCACACUGGGUUGGCUAAGAGAGCUUCACUCAUACUUAGACCGACUUCUCCAAAGUCUCCGGUUGCUAGUGGAAGUGCUUUUGAAGACGUUGAAGGAUCUGAUGACGAUGUUGAUGUGACUGACAAUGUUAAUCCGGAUGCUACAUACCUUCACACAAAUGGGGACACGGGCCCAGAGUGUGCAAAUGUUAAUGCAAAUGGUGAACAGUUGUCCAUCACGGCAGCUACUAUGAUACGCUCACAUAGUGUAUCUGGUGAUCUGCAUGGUGUACAACCUGAUCCCGUAGCUGCUGAUAUUCUAAGAAAGGAGCCAGAGCAUGAAACUUUUGUACGACUUAAGAUCAGUCCGUAUGAGACACCAUCACCUGAUGAAGCGGAGGUCUAUAGGGCUUUACAGGGUUGCCUUGAAAUGCGCGAGUCUUAUGUGUUCAGAGAAAGCAUUGCUCCAUGGGAGAAAGAGGUCAUAUCUGAUCCCAGUACACCGAAGCGCAAUCCAAAUCCAUUUGGUUAUGCUCCUGAGAUAAAAUCUGACCAUUAUUUUGAAAUGGAAGAUGGAGUCGUUCAUGUUUAUUCGAAUAAAGAUUCAAAAGAAAAGCUCUUUCCGGUUGCUGAUGCAACAACCUUUUUCACCGACUUGCAUCACAUCCUUAAAGUGAUAGCUGCUGGCAAUACACGAACGGUAUGCCAUCACCGUCUUGGUCUCCUGGAACAGAAAUUCAACCUUCAUUUGAUGCUAAAUGCGGACAAAGAAUUUUUAGCUCAGAAAAGUGCCCCACAUCGUGACUUCUAUAAUGUUCGGAAAGUCGACACUCAUGUUCAUCAUUCUGCAUGCAUGAAUCAGAAACAUCUGUUGAGGUUUAUAAAAUCAAAGUUGAGAAAAGAACCUGAUGAGGUUGUAAUUUUUCGGGAUGGAACUUAUCUAACAUUAAGAGAAGUUUUUGAGAGCUUGGAUUUAACUGGUUACGACCUCAAUGUUGAUCUGUUAGAUGUGCAUGCAGACAAGAGCACCUUUCAUCGUUUUGACAAAUUUAAUCUCAAGUACAAUCCCUGUGGUCAGAGUAGGCUUAGGGAAAUCUUCUUGAAGCAAGAUAACCUUAUCCAGGGCCGCUUCCUUGCGGAGUUGACUAAACAAGUAUUCACAGAUCUUGAAGCGAGUAAAUAUCAAAUGGCUGAAUACAGAAUAUCCAUAUAUGGGCGAAAGCAAAGCGAGUGGGACAAUUUGGCAAGUUGGAUUGUGAAUAAUGAACUAUACAGUGAUAAUGUUGUAUGGCUUAUUCAGUUACCACGCCUUUACAAUAUAUACAAGGAAAUGGGUAUUGUCACAUCAUUCCAGACCAUCCUUGACAAUAUUUUCCUUCCUCUCUUCGAGGUUACCGUGGACCCAGCAUCACAUCCUCAGCUACAUGUUUUCUUGAAACAGGUGGUAGGAUUGGAUUUGGUGGAUGAUGAGAGCAAGCCCGAAAGACGCCCUACAAAGCACAUGCCAACGCCGGCUCAAUGGACUAAUAUAUUCAACCCUGCCUUCUCAUACUAUGUAUACUAUUGUUAUGCCAACCUCUAUACCCUAAACAAGCUCCGUGAAUCAAAAGGCAUGACUACCAUCAGAUUUCGACCUCAUUGUGGGGAGGCUGGUGACAUUGACCAUCUUGCUGCUGCAUUUCUUACGACUCAUAACAUUGCACAUGGGAUCAACCUGAGAAAGUCUCCUGUACUUCAGUACUUGUACUACCUUUCUCAGAUUGGUCUUGCUAUGUCUCCUCUGAGCAACAACUCCUUAUUUCUUGAUUAUCACCGGAACCCUUUCCCAACAUUUUUCCUACGUGGCCUUAACGUUUCCCUAUCUACUGACGAUCCAUUACAAAUCCAUCUAACAAAGGAGCCAUUGGUGGAGGAGUACAGCAUUGCAGCUUCUGUAUGGAAAUUAAGUGCCUGUGAUCUCUGUGAGAUUGCGCGUAAUUCUGUAUACCAGUCGGGUUUUUCACAUGUUCUGAAGUCUCAUUGGAUAGGCCAGGAGUACUACAAGAGAGGACCAGAUGGAAAUGAUAUUCGCAAGACAAAUGUACCACAUAUCCGACUUGAAUUUCGUGAUAUGAUCUGGAGAGAGGAAAUGCAGCAGAUUUAUUUAGGGAAGGCACGCCUGCCUGAAUACAUCGAGACUUAGCUUCAUUGAUGUGGUUCCACCAUUUGUGGGUUAUCGGCAGCUAGUUACGGGAUUUUGUUACUGCUGUUUCCGUGGCCCACUUUUGGUGACAUCAUGGCACUCUUGAGUCUUGACUAUUGUAGGGAUCUGAAACUUGGCAUACUGCUAAUUCCUAAAGCUUAAGAGCUACUGUGGAUCAACACCAGAGUUCAGUGAAAGCUUUAGGUCAACUUGGGCUCAUCAUGUAAGUGUAAAUUAUAAGAGGUCUUCACAACCUGAAAUAUAAAGCUAAUAGCAAGAAAAUCACAAGACGAUCUUUGCUGCGGCUUUCAGGGAUAUAGUAGCCAACGGAUAGAAUAAACGAAGUAUCUGUUUCAAGAUGCUUGAUGAGUUUCUUAGUUUUGCUGUGCAAUGAAAAUGUUGGGAUUUUGUUAUCAUUUUUUCUUCUUUCAGCCACACAUUUCUAAAUAUGCUUAUUACAGCUGAAUUUUGUAUGCUUGUAAAACUAAUAGUGGGGUUGCAAUGUCAUGAAUGGCUUCACAAAAUGAUAGCAUCUAUGAAUCAUAACUUGAUAAUUUAUAUUUACAUAUUUGGUUA
This is a messenger RNA of Erigeron canadensis, 3154 nucleotides long. Its product is annotated as AMP deaminase-like. The transcript has 20 exons. Gene Ontology annotation, molecular function: AMP deaminase activity. The coding region runs from base 101 to 2578 and encodes 825 amino acids. Gene Ontology annotation, cellular component: cytosol. The record is from RefSeq and is a predicted model, not a curated record. Gene Ontology annotation, biological process: IMP salvage; AMP metabolic process. Lineage: Eukaryota; Viridiplantae; Streptophyta; Magnoliopsida; Asterales; Asteraceae.